Meriones unguiculatus (Mongolian gerbil) is the source of this 1304-nucleotide messenger RNA. Its product is annotated as lipocalin Can f 6.0101. Gene Ontology annotation, molecular function: small molecule binding. NCBI's taxonomy places the organism in Eukaryota, Metazoa, Chordata, Mammalia, Rodentia, Muridae. The transcript is spliced from 6 exons. The record is from RefSeq and is a predicted model, not a curated record. The coding region runs from base 67 to 678 and encodes 203 amino acids.
AGGGAAGACUAAAAUGUGAAGGGCUUGGAGGACUGCAAGGCUGGCCAUCAACUGCUUAGAAGUGGGAUGCUUGGGCUAUUCUCAGAAGUGGGGAGCUGCCUGGACCUACUGCUCUUAGCUCCAGGGGUCAUGACACUGGUGAGGGGGUUGCUGCUGAUGCUGGCCAUCAAUAUAGACAUGGCCCAGAAGAAUCUGGAAGAGGUGCCAGUACAGCCAGACUUUGAUGUGCAUAAGGUAGAAGGACGUUGGCUUACCAUCCAGCUGGCCACUAGCCUCAGGCACCUGGUCUUGCCCACUGACCCUCUGAGACUUUCUCUCCAUUCCAUUUGGACCAGAGACAGUGGGGAUGUGGACUUUGUGCUGUUUGAGAUAGGAGAGGGGAUUUGCGCAGGAUUAAAUGUCACUGUCCAUCCAACUGGGCUCCAAGGCCAGUACCAAGGAACCAUUGAGGGGGGCAGCAUGCACGUCCACUUCAUCAGCACUGACUACAACAACCUCAUUCUUUUUGUACGCUUUGAGGACUACGAAGUCAUCAACCUGUGGGCACUUCUGGCUAGAAGAAUGGAUGAAGACCCUACAUGGUUGGAGAAAUACCUGGUGUUUGUAGACAGAUUCCACCUUCAAAAGGCCCCCAUCUUCAACACAGCUGGCCAGUGUUCCGAGAUGUGGCUUAGAUGAGGCCAUGGCUUGAGACUUCCCACAUGCCCAACCCCCCCAUCUCCCACUGUUUCAGCUUUCCUUCCUUUUUCUCACCAUGGCCCAACAGCUCUGGACGUCCCUCUACACCUCCUAGGGGCCUGACACCUGGAGCCCAGAGCUAACCCCUGCCUGCUUGGUCUUGCCUCAUCCCCUUCCUCUCUGCAGUAACCAAGUCCCAUCAAAAAGUUCAUACGGACUGCCAAAGUUCCCAGCCUGGCCUGUGGCUGAAGGAACAUUCAGGAGGCUUAUGAGCUAUGAGUUUGAAAGAAGGUGAGCAAAUCUAGGUGCUCUGACAGAAAACUCCUGUUCUUGGGCACAGAGAUUUUCACAUGUGGGAUGAAGAGUUGCCCAGGGCAGGGUGCUUGCCCAGCACACUCAAGACCUGGCCUCCAACCACCUUUGGUAACAAGCAAAAAACCCAACUAGAAUACAUACAGGCCUGGCAUUCCUAUGUGACCUUCAAUAUUUGGGGGAGCAUGACCCUCACUCUGUAAUAAAUAAAGCCUGGGAAAGCGAAGCAGCUGUUUUAUAUACUUCUCUGUAAAAGGGCCAGACAGCCAAGGAAUCCAGGAUAAACCAGACAUGCCCUGAAAAAAGUAAGACUU